UUUCGUGCUCUCCCGACAACAUGAAGACGCUGGCUCUUAUCUGCUUGUUCCUGGGCGUGGCUGCCGCCGUGCCCGGUCUCCGCCAGCGUCGAGACUCCAACUCGCUCUUCUUCGAACUUCCCGCCGACGCAGAUUUGAUUCUUGGCGGAAUCAACACGGGAUUCGAAUGCGGCGACCUGCCCUACGGAUACUACGCCGACCAGGCUAACAGCUGCGCCGUCUUCCACGUGUGUCUGCCCUACAUCGACAACGACCUCUACAUCACCCGCCACUUCUCCUUCCUGUGCGGCGAAGGCACCAUGUUCGACCAGGAGCGCCUCGUGUGCGACUUCCCCGAGAACUCCCUUCCCUGCUCCGAGGCCGCCAACUUCAGGAGGUCCAACGAGUACUUCGGCCGCGAGAAUGUUAACUUCCUCGAAAAGUAGAUUUUCUCAUGUUCUUGAGAUUCUUCCCCUAUUGAGUACAAAAUGCUAGGUAUAACCCUUUGACAUAUCAUCAUAAAAAAAAAAAACGUUAAUUAAAACAGAUACAAGUA
Molecule: messenger RNA, 535 nt
Organism: Penaeus vannamei (Pacific white shrimp)
Lineage: Eukaryota; Metazoa; Arthropoda; Malacostraca; Decapoda; Penaeidae
Product: U-scoloptoxin(01)-Cw1a
Cellular component (GO): extracellular region
Molecular function (GO): chitin binding
Source: RefSeq, a predicted model, not a curated record